This is a messenger RNA of Aedes albopictus (Asian tiger mosquito), 3409 nucleotides long. It is a transcript of the gene Ent3, whose product is annotated as equilibrative nucleoside transporter 4. The transcript has 7 exons. Gene Ontology annotation, biological process: nucleoside transmembrane transport. The record is from RefSeq and is a predicted model, not a curated record. Gene Ontology annotation, molecular function: monoamine transmembrane transporter activity; nucleoside transmembrane transporter activity. Lineage: Eukaryota; Metazoa; Arthropoda; Insecta; Diptera; Culicidae. The coding region runs from base 870 to 2843 and encodes 657 amino acids. Gene Ontology annotation, cellular component: plasma membrane.
ACAUCUGAAAAUAAGUUAUGUCUGGCAGUAAGCUAGCGUUAAUCUUGAUUGAAACAACCGUACUUGAAGCCAUAUCAUAUUCAAUGCUUAGUGCCCAGUGCAGUGGAGAGGCGCACUAAUGUGGUUGAUUUCGAAAGGAAUGAAAAAUCUCUCUAACCCUUUAUUAACUGAAAAGAGAAUUCUGGUCCUCGGCCAACUGCGUGCUAGUUAUCCACCGGUAUAUUAAAAUCAACGGCUUCGAAGCGAAUAUAAACAAGCAUUUUACUCUCUGUUUUCAUCUCUCUAAGGAAAAUUGUUUGUUUAUUUUUCCACAUUUCUCCUCCGAGUGGUGUGUAGAGCGCGGAAAGCCAGAGAUUGCAACAUGCGCAUAGGGACACUAUUUAUGUCAUAUUUUUCAGCACCACCGUUCAACCGCGAGCAGACAUAUCGGAGUGUUCGAAAUAGUGAAUAAUUUCCGUUUUGUGUCGCGUUGAAGUGAUUUCACUCGAUCGGAAGGAAAAUUCGCAUGAUUGUUUCAUUGAUAAGCUGAAAAUGUGGACCUGUCGGACGUGCACGGUAUCCGUUUUGCGUGAAGAACACUGGGGCACCGUACAGCAGAGGCGGAUACAUCGGGCAGACUAGAUGAAGCAAGAUGCUACCGAAUAUCGAUUUUGUCCAAAGCAGAAAACUGACUCAAAGGUGUUUGCAAUAAAUUGUGGGGCGAAGGGCUGUAAACUAUUGCAUGCAAUUCAUUGAUUUGUCUUUAUUAGAGAGACUUUCAGCCCUUGGCUGGUUCGUCUCUCUUGCAUGCAAUUCAGCCUUUACCGAUCGUUGGACGUUGUUUAGUGUAAAAGUGUGAUCGUAAAGUUGAUAUUAGGUCUGACGACAAAAUGAUGGAAGCUACUGAAAACGGUGGUGGCAAUACAUCAUAUGAACCCUUGGAAGGACGACGGGCUUUCGAUACAACUGACAGCCCGGAGAUGGAGGGAGGUGGACCACCAAAGGACAGGAAAAAGCUAGUAUUUUUCGCUCUGAUGACGGCCGGCGUAGGGUUCGUGCUGCCAUAUAACAGUUUCAUCAUAGCGGCCGACUACUGGCAGUCUCGAUUUCCGGGUCAAUCCGUAGCGUUGGACAUGUCGAUGACGUACAUCAUAGUCGCAUUAGGAGCCGUACUACUCAAUAACGUGUUUUUAUCGUUGGCACCGUUUCGUGUACGAGUAGCGUUUGGAUAUGCUGUAUCAUUCACUACAUUGGUAUUCGUUGCACUUUGCGAAGUAGCAUGGCAUAUGUUUAGUGCCAAAACGGCGUACUCUGUCAACUUGGCUGCCGUUUCCUUGGUGGCCAUGGGAUGCACAAUACAGCAGUCUAGUUUCUACGGUUUUGCCAGUAUGCUACCGAAACAGUAUACUCAAGCUGUGAUGGCAGGAGAAAGUAUUGCAGGAUUUUUGGUAUCUUCCAAUCGCGUUGUUACAAAGCUUCUUAUCAAAAGCGAUCGAGCAUCAACGGCAAUAUUCUUCCUGACAUCAACAGUUUACAUAGCCUUCAGCUAUGUCCUACAUUCCAUCACAAGUCACUCUCCUUUUGUGCGAUACCACAUGAAGGCCUGUGCAAAAAUCGUACUUCGACCCGACGAUGAUCACACAUUGAGUGACACCAUAGAAAAUGAAAUGUCUAACGCCCGAUAUGGAGUGCUGGCCUUGGAAUCCAGCCCACCGGUCCAUAUUACUCCUGGCACAACUACGCUUAGCUUUAGUAAUCCCGUAUAUGAGUUGUCUAAUCCCAGUGGAGCUGAGAGCGUUCUGGAGACAAAUAUAAAUAACCUAACGUCUACCACAACUAGUGUGGCAACGAACAAUAACGCCACGAAUCGCCCAGUCACAUCUCCAACAUCGACUAGCGCAUCUCACGAUAUACCGAACGUUGCAUUCAAGGUAGAACAUGUGAUGACUCCUGACAUAUGCACUGCUGGUCGAUUUGGAAAUUUCAGAAGUGGUCUGGAGUCACGGUGGAAGGUUGCCCAUGCCAUCUACCCUUACAUGGCUUGUAUAGCAUUAGCAUACUGUGUGACACUGUCUCUGUAUCCAGGAAUAGAGUCAGAAAUAAUAUCUUGCAACCUUGGAACAUGGAUGCCAGUGUUGCUCAUGUUCACAUUUAACACAUCAGAUGUAGUGGGCAAAUUGUUGGCAGCAGUUCCAUACAGCUGGUCACGAAGACAGCUUAUACUGAUGUCUGGCUUGAGGGCGCUACUAGUGCCACUGAUAUUAUUGUGUUGUUCACCACGUGACCAACCUGUGAUUGCAGGCGAAGCAUCAGCGUUUGUAUUUACUGCCGCUCUCGGAGUUACCAAUGGGCUGGCAGGAAGCUUGCCAAUGAUGCUCGCUCCAGAUAAAGUGUCGGCCACAUUACGUGAAGUCACUGGCAACAUGAUGACUCUCUCUUAUAAUCUAGGUCUAACGGCUGGUUCGUUGGUAGGAUACGUCUUUGAAUCAAUGCUAGGCCCUCAACUCCCAAACCCUUGUCCGCAAUAUCCAUUUGUGCCACCUAAACCAAAUCAGCCACCUUUUACUAACCUGAGCAUCAGCAGUACUACAAGCACUACAACGCUAGCGACAGCCAUCAUUACUACACUAUCGUCAGCAAUAAUUCAGUCUAGCACAACAACUACGACUCCAGAGACAACCACCAGCAUAUCUCAUGCUAUAACGUCAACGGUAUCGCAACCUACCACAGUAUUAAACCAGUUGCCAACCAGUGUAGAAACCGAUACUAGUAACCCUUUCGAUACCAGCAAUUUAAUGACAAUAGCUGCUACUGUAAUGUAUAAUGCGACGCAGCCCAUCUUGGAAACAUCUACUGUACGUUAGAUUCUCAGAAAAAAAAUCGCAGUAAAACACUAGACAAUGCUUUCAAACAGUGAUGAGAGCUCUGUACUGAUAAAAGACAAACAAAUCCUAGAAGAGCUUUAAUCAAUUGACUUUAUAUUUGUUUUCCAGAAAUUUGUCGAGGUUUCCCACAAGACAAAUAAAAAAAAACUACGUACGCUAGAACAAAUAGCGCAAAAAUCGCAAUAUCAUCGUCCUAAAAAAUCACCUUUUCUGCUCUUUAUCAACUUGCCAUGUACAAAGGCAGGUCCAUUGUUAUUAUUUCUUGUAAUAUAGUACACCUAACUAUGUGAAGUGAGUAAAGUGAAUGUAUGCAAGAGGGUGCGAAGACUUUUGCAGUGUGGCGCUUAGUUUAAGUGUUGAAAACUGAUCCGGAGCGUCUGGAAACAUUUUAGGUAGAUCUUGAAUCAAUUGACUCAUGCAAAGGAUAAGAACAUAUUUAUAUGGCAACCAUGUCAUACCAAUCGGGCUCAAUAUCGCGGUUAGGUUACGCUCUCUAGAGACUAGAACAAGCAAACUAAUAAACAAAUAGCAUAUUUUAAUCUAAA